UGUUUUGCUGCAGUGCAGUUUCUCUUCAUUUGACGGUUUUAGGGUGAUAAUGGAAAUUUUACAGUAUGGAGUUCUGCUGAUGAUUAUGUCAGCUGUUAGUGGUCAGUCUUUGACCUCCUCAGACUCUGUGGUGAAAAAGCCUGGAGAAUCAGUGACUCUGUCCUGCACUGUGUCUGGAUUCUCAAUGAGCAGCUACUGGAUGGGCUGGAUCCGUCAGAAACCAGGGAAAGCACUGGAGUAUAUUGGGCGUAUUGAUGGUGGCACUAGCACUGUUUUUGCUCAGUCUCUACAAGGCCAAUUCUCCAUCACAAAAGACACCAGCAAAAACAUGCUGUACUUGGAGAUAAAAAGUCUGAAAACUGAAGACACGGCUGUUUAUUACUGUGCUCGUAAAUCUUCUCGUUGUGACGGUGCCUUUGACUACUGGGGAAAGGGAACAACGGUGACUGUAACAUCAGGUGAGCCACCUGAGCCAGAGACAGGCUUUGCUCUGGACUGCAAUAAAGAUGUUCUGGAGGAGGAUGAGCUCAGAAGUCUCUGGUCCACUGCCACCUCAUUCAUCUUCCUCUUCCUCUUUUCUCUGACCUACAGCGCUGUGCUCAGCUUCUUCAAGUGUGACUAUGCUUUUGACUACUGGGGGAAAGGAACCAUGGUCACUGUCUCGUCAGCCCAACGGUUUUCGCCUAAAACAUACACGUUUAAGUGGUCUCUGGAUGGUAAGGAGGUGACAAAAGCGAUAGACAAAUGUGACAAAAGUGAGAAGAAAGGCUCAGUAACCGAAUAUAGUGCCACAAGCAUUUUGCAAAUCAGUGCCGAUGACUGGAAGAAGCCAAACAGCAAAGUUAAGUGUGAGUUCGUGCACAAGGCGGGAAAUGAAGAAAGAGAGGCCGAAUAUGCAGUUCCUUUUCAAGAUUGCAGCGAUAUUGCUGUUGAUAUAGUGGCUCCCUCCCUUGAAGCCAUGCUGAAAAAUAGAGAAGGAGUGCUGAAGUGCAAAGCUUCAGCAGACAAUUCAGGAUUCACCAAAAUAACAAUAACAGCGAAUAAUAAUGACAUCGCUGAGAAACCAGUAGAGGGCAACGACAAACAUGUGGAACUUGACGCCCCAAUAGGCUAUGAAGAAUGGAGCAACGGCACUGAAUUUACAUGCACCGUUGAACACAACGAGCUAGCAGAGCCCAAGUCGACUAAGUUCGUCAGAGAAAAUGGUAAAAACCCCAAGAAACCCACUGUUUUCAUAUUAGCACCCCCAGAGCACAAACCGGGUGAACCGAUGACCCUGACAUGUUAUGUGAAGGACUUCUACCCCAAAGAGGUGUUUGUGUCUUGGCUUGCUGAUGAUGAACCUGUGACUUCUAAAUACAGCACUAGCCUGCCAAUUCAGAAAGAUCAAAUCUUCUCAGUCUACAGUCAGCUAACAGUUAAUGAUUCCAAGUGGAAGAAUGCAAUACGCGUCUAUAAGCCUACUAUUGCUCUGCUGAGUAGAGAGGACGGUGACAGGAUUGUGUUGGAGUGCCAGUUGAAUGAUUAUUUCCCAGACAAACUUACUGUACAAUGGCUUGAGGGUAUUAAUUCUGUCAAAGGUCAAAUUGAUAAAAAGCUUCAGAACACUGAUAAAGGUGAGAAAAAGUACACUUACGUAAGUCGGCUAUCUAUCAGUGCCCCAUAUGAAGACAAAAAGUACACUUGUAAAGCAACGCACAACUCUGAAGAGUUCAAGAAAGAAUAUAACACGUGCAUGGAAAAGUCUUUGUUCAAACCUUCAGUCCAAGUAAAGAAAUCCCAUCUCAGAGACAUUAUACAGGGGAGUCAGGUCACAAUUUCCUGUGUUGUUAAAGCACCAGACAAUACUGAAGUGUCAUGGUUGAUAAACAGUAUAAGUAGAAAAGGCACCACAGAACAUAAAGACCCGUCCAUUAAUAACAUUGUGAGCAACUUGACUUUGUCCAGACAAGAGUUGACUCAUAGCACCAUUGUUUGUACCGCUAAACAUCCAUGUUUCAAAUUAGAGAAGGUGGAAAUUAAAGCUGAUGAUAUAAAGAAAGAUCCUGUGGUGGUGAUCAGGAGACCUUUCGUGAAAUCAAUGCAGGCAGCCAGUGCUGUGCUGGAGUGUGUUGUAAAUGGUCUUCCCUCUGGUGAGGUCUGCAUCAUCUUCCAGUCCGAUGAUAUUUCAGUCUCAGGUUUAAAUUGUGUGGAUUGGGCCCCUUCUGAAAACAUUUGGUCCUUGAUCAUACAUUUUACAAUACCUAGUGAGCACCAGAAGAAUGGAAAAACCUUUACCUGUGCAGUUCAUAGGCUCUCCAAAUCCUGGCAAUCCAAACCUACUGGAAACAUUUUUGGCGAUCCUACCAUAGAGCUUGCUGUUGUUCCCAGUGUGAGUCGAUCUAGUUUAGACCCACAGAAGCUGCUGUGUUCUGCGACAGGAUUCGACCCGAAAAUCAAGUGGCUUUCAGUAUCUGACGAGAAAACUGGGAGAGCUUUAGAUGCUGCAAUGAUGGAAGAUGGACGUGUGAAAGUGUUCAGUGAGAUACUGGUGACACAGCAAGAGUGGAAUCAAGGGAUCACUUGUCAAGCUAAAACUAAAACUGCAACUGCUAAGAAAAGCGCCAGUAUUUGCACAGAAACGUCUUUCUUCAAACCUUCAAUCCAAGUAAAGAAAUCUCAUCUCAGAGAUAUUAUACAGGGGAGUCAGGUCACAAUUUCCUGUGUUGUUAAAGCACCAGACAACACUGAAGUGUCAUGGUUGAUAAACAGUAUAAGUAGAAAAGGCACCACAGAACAUAAAGACCCGUCCAUUAAUAACAUUGUGAGCAACUUGACUUUGUCCAGACAAGAGUUGACUCAUAGCACCAUUGUUUGUACCGCUAAACAUCCAUGUUUCAAAUUAGAGAAGGUGGAAAUUAAAGCUGAUGAUAUAAAGAAAGAUCCUGUGGUGGUGAUCAGGAGACCUUUCGUGAAAUCAAUGCAGGCAGCCAGUGCUGUGCUGGAGUGUGUUGUAAAUGGUCUUCCCUCUGGUGAGGUCUGCAUCAUCUUCCAGUCCGAUGAUAUUUCAGUCUCAGGUUUAAAUUGUGUGGAUUGGGCCCCUUCUGAAAACAUUUGGUCCUUGGUCACACAUUUUACAAUACCUAGUGAGCACCAGAACAAUGGAAAAACCUUUACCUGUACAGUUCAUAGGCUCUCCAAAUCCUGGCAAUCCAAACCUACUGGAAACAUUUUUGGCGAUCCUACCAUAGAGCUUGCUGUUGUUCCCAGUGUGAGUCGAUCUAGUUUAGACCCACAGAAGCUGCUGUGUUCUGCGACAGGAUUCGACCCGAAAAUCAAGUGGCUUUCAGUAUCUGACGAGAAAACUGGGAGAGCUUUAGACGCUGCAAUAAUGGAAGAUGGACGUGUGAAAGUGUUCAGUGAGAUACUGGUGACACAGCAAGAGUGGAAUCAAGGGAUCACUUGUCAAACUAAAACUAAAACUGCAACUGUUGGGAAAAGCACCAGUAUUUGCACAGUGAUUGCACCAUCCAGUCAGCGGGCAGAGUUCUACCUGGUGGGUCCAUCCCUCAGUAGUGUGAGAUCUGACACCUCUGUCUAUUUGACAUGUUUGGUUGUUGGUCAGAGUGUCAAGUUGUUCUCCAUUCAAUGGAAAGUGAAUGGUAUCGUUCCCAAUCCAAAUGGCCAUGAACAAGAGCCUAGAGUUCAUGACAAUGGGACUGAAAGCAAAGAAAGUAUUUUGAAGGUUUUAGUUACAGAUUGGAAUGCAUAUGCUCUCUUUACCUGUGAGGUUAAGCAUCUGUGCUCAGAUUAUACACAGGAGAAGAGAAUCUCAAAAAUCCGAGACCCCAAACAACCCACUGUGAGAAUCCUCAGACCCUCAGACAGUGAUCUCUCUGGACUCCAAAAUGCCUGCCUUCUUUGCUUGAUCACUGGUUUCUUCCCAUCUGAUAUCUCCGUGCAGUGGCUACUAAAUGAGACACAGCUAGAUGCAUCUCAGUUCACUAACAGUCCUGUGGCUACUCACACGUCAGGAGGUUUUUCAAUGCAUAGUGCCCUAAUGCUGCCUGCAUCAGAGUGGAAGGACGGCACGUUCUCGUGUGUUGUUUCUCAUGAGUCAUCCCAAAAUCCAAUCACCGCCACUAUAGAGAACUUGUAUGCCUCGUUGAUUCGCUCUCCUCCAUCUGUAGAGCUGCUGCAGGGUACUAGUGUGCCUGAGCUAGUGUGCCUGGUAUUUGGUUUCAGCCCACCUGCCAUCAACAUCACCUGGUGGCUAGGUAAGACUGAGGUGUCUGCCCACAGGAUCACUCAACCUGCAAAAGGCCCUGAUGGAAAAUUUAGCAUCCGAAGUCACCUGGAUCUCCAACCUUCAGACUGGGUACCUGGUGAGGUGUACACAUGUGAGGUCACUCAUGUUACUGGUAUCCUGUCGCCUAACAUCUCAACGAAAACAGCAUUAUUUGAAGAGGCUAUAUUUAUGAAUGAGAACAAACCUGAAGCUAUUGCACAGGAUACAGUUGAAGAGGCCUGGAACAUGGCCUGUGCCUUCCUCGUCCUCUUCCUCCUCUCUCUCUUCUAUGGGUGCACAGUGACUUUGGUCAAAGUCAAGCCUACAUGAGCAAUAUUUUGUGUGUGUGCUUAUGUUUUCUAGAUUCCUUUGCUUCUUUGUUGUUGUUGUUUUGUUUAUGUCUUUCAAUUGACAUAACUUUGCAAACAUUAUAUGGUAAGUAUCAGCUUUUGACCUUGU
Molecule: messenger RNA, 4726 nt
Organism: Sinocyclocheilus anshuiensis
Lineage: Eukaryota; Metazoa; Chordata; Actinopteri; Cypriniformes; Cyprinidae
Exons: 19
Coding region: 50-4597 (1515 amino acids)
Source: RefSeq, a predicted model, not a curated record